Planococcus citri (citrus mealybug) is the source of this 2634-nucleotide messenger RNA. RefSeq lists its product as uncharacterized. The coding region runs from base 409 to 2418 and encodes 669 amino acids. The transcript is spliced from 2 exons. Lineage: Eukaryota; Metazoa; Arthropoda; Insecta; Hemiptera; Pseudococcidae. The record is from RefSeq and is a predicted model, not a curated record.
CCCCUACCGUAAACUCAACACAACUACUAACAGCAAUAUACACACAUAUACACACACACUCACAUCAUCAGUUGUUGACGCAUGUGCAGUUGCGUUUGUUUAUUACACAGAGUUGGCGACAUAACCAAUUGUUUUUUUUCGCGUAUGAUUAGCGGUCUAGGUUAAUAAAAGUCGAUGCUACUAACCAAAAAACGACCUAUCAAGCGAAACGGACUCGUCUGUGAAAAGUUAUCUGUGAAUUGUGAUUUUAUGUUUUUGAAUUCUGAUGAUAACAACCGUCAAAACUGUUAAUUAAGAGAAUAUUAAAAAAAUAGUGGAAUUUUACUGCAUAUUGCAUAGAUAACCUAUCUUUGUGUUUUUCAUCGUAAUUCGUGAAAUAAUCAUUAUAAUACAGGACCGUAUAUUAAAAUGGUUGAAGAUCUGAACCACGUCGUGUACGACAUUUUGUAUCCUAGUCCACCGGAUCUGACAAAAAUCGUUUCCAUCUCAAUCGCCGUAGAUUUAUGGUGCCAUGAAAUAAACACACGUCGUAUUGCAGGCACACUGGAUCAGCUCAAUCUACGUCGAAAUAUUUUAAAUGGUCCGAUGCCUCGUUAUUUACCGAUCUCGAUUCUCCUGGAAAUUGAAAAAUAUGUCAAACGGAUCGGACUCUCAAUUGAGCAAUGGCUGCUGCUUCAUACUGGUCGAGACUUAUUCGGAAAUGAAAUUUUACAACAUUUCGCCGAUUUUGUAGGCGAUUUCGAUGGUUCGAUUCAUCAAGUGAAUACAGCCAAACGACUUGUAUUGAACGAUCGAAUUGACAACGUUUUGAGAUUGAAGAUGGCUUGUACUUAUUGCUUCGAAGACGAUAUUAACCGAAUUUGGGCUACGAUAUCAACUUAUAUUCGUCUGAGACUGAGACGCUCUUUAUUUUGGAGUAAUCCUGUGCUGUAUUAUUGGAUAUGCCGGUUGCAAAAUGGAGCAUACAGAUUACCGCCGCCAGAAAAUCCACACCGGACUAUCGAGGAAGAAAUUUUCUGCAAUCUUUACAUAGCGAACUGGUCCUUUGCCGAAUACUUUUGGAGUCGUUUCGAUGCAAAUAGUCGAAUGAGGGCGAUGAUAAAUUCGCCUAUACAUUUCGUUAAAUUUUACAGAUAUUUUCUCACGAAUUAUAACGAAACGGAGCUUGACGAAUUUGUCAACAGAAAGGCAUUGGAUGUCAUGUACGCACUAUUGAGAAAAGGUACUCGAAGAGAGGAUGCUCUGAGCAAAGGUGGACCGUAUUACGUUAACGGUACCGUCCAGGAUAUACGGCCUUAUUUCAGAGUAAUUUGGAACUUGAUUAAACAUAGAAUGAGCGAAUAUGUUUUGUUCCUUUUGGUUCGAAAAAUUCUUAUAAGACUGCGAAUUGUGGAGGAAGAGUUCGAUACAUCUAACUGCUGCGAAUUGUGGAUAACUGCGCCUGAUCACUUGAAACGGCCCGUAAUCCAACUUAUUUUGCUAGAUGAUUUUUUGUGCAUAUGCGAUCAAUUCGUAUUUAGAGCAUAUAACGAUAGCGUAUUCGAAUUCUUAUUUGUUGUACUAUCAGAUGCAUCGGCUGAAGAUAGAAGCAUAUUUUGGGCCCGUUAUUGGUAUAAAAUGAUUCAUAGAAUAACAGCGAGACAGUUGAACGAGUUGAUGAACUUCUGUUUGAGUAAUGAAAACGAAAUCCUCGAGUUUAAACGAAACACGUUAUCUGUAUUUCAGAACUUACGAUUGAAUCUCGUAAGAUUACUCCUUGAGCUAAAAUUUGACGAUUUGAACGAGUUAUUGGAGUUUUGUUGCCCAGAUGAGCGAUUACGUGAAAAUAUGCUGCGAGAACAGCUAAUCGUGUAUUUCCACGCGAACACCGAUACCAUUGUAAAUAUAUCGCCUCGAGCUAAUGAUUUCAUCGACCAAGUUUUCGGCGAUGUUGGGCCUGCAGUAGCUUUCAAAACUCAAUUAUUAUGUUCUGAGUCGGCUCAGGAAACGUUUAAAAGAUUCAUCUUUUGCAAAGCCUACAGAGGUAAUUUUCAUCAGGUGAUAAGAUUUAUCGAAAUAUUAGCACCAUCGGAGCAGACUGUACUUGAAUUGAUGAAAUAUUGUUUGUUUCCCGCAUUCGAGAAGUUGUUUCACGCUGGCUACUAUUUACUUAAUUUUGGAAACGGUGAAUUUUUAAACUUUAUAAAUGCGAGUUUGAGUAGCGAAGAUGAAGUUGCAAAGUUUAAAAAGACUUUUUCUAUCGAUGAAGUAGUUAAAAAAGCGAUUCUAACUGCGACGACUAGAUCGGAAAUUGAGAGAUAUAACUCUUUUUUAGUUCCAUUUCUACAGUGGUAUUUCGUCACUCCAGAAGCGCUCAACCAGUUUAAGGCGAGAUAUGCUGAAAAUGAUGUGUUUGUGCAGUUGACGACUGAACGUUAAUAGACCCAAGACUUUUACUCACUCGGUGUGAGCAUUUCAUGACGGAUUAUCGCAAUUUUUAAAUUCUGGACGUAUGUACAUAUAUUUAAAUGAUCUCGUAUGUAAAGAUUUUUGUAUUUUAUUAACUGAUCGACGUUUUGUAAAUAUUAUUUCAACGUGCAAUAUUUCUAAUAAACGAACAAGUACAUACCUAUUUAAUAUAAUAAAAAAAGUAGG